Molecule: messenger RNA, 3165 nt
Organism: Girardinichthys multiradiatus
Lineage: Eukaryota; Metazoa; Chordata; Actinopteri; Cyprinodontiformes; Goodeidae
Gene: lnx2a
Product: ligand of numb-protein X 2a
Exons: 11
Coding region: 295-2568 (757 amino acids)
Molecular function (GO): ubiquitin-protein transferase activity; protein binding
Source: RefSeq, a predicted model, not a curated record
GCGGGUUUGCGGUCCGGUCUGUUGCGGCGAAUGCGUGAUCGAGGUCCAGCCGCUGACAACUGUCCGCCUCCCCCCCUCCCCUCCCACCACCCCUCGUUCGGGGCCCGAGCGCGCUGCGCGGAGGUGCCGCCGGUGAAAAAGGGCUAUGUGCCAUCAGCUGCUGGAGGGCUUCUGUCCUCUCUGCAACCUGUUCAACGUUUGAGGCUUAUGGGAUAGGAGUGUGUGCCCCUUCCCAUCCCUGCAGGCCAACUGGAGUCAUUUGUGCCAAAGCUGAUCUGUGCUGAAGGACAAGCAAUGGGCAGCCCAGGCUGCGAGGUGGACGUAGUCAGGCCCUUGGAGCCACCCCUGGAGGAUACGUGUCCGGAGUGUGGCCAGAUCCACCGCAGCUGGGAGAACCACCUUUAUAAUUACCGUCUGGAGGUGGACGACGACCUGGUGUGCCACAUCUGCCUUCAGCCGCUGGUGCAGCCGCUCGACACACCAUGCGGGCACACCUUCUGCGCACGCUGCCUGCACAGCUUCCUUCAGGAAAGGGAUUUCUGCCCUCUGGACAGGACAAGGCUGCAGCUGCAGGCAUGCCGCAGAUCCAGCAUCCUGGUCCACAAGCUGCUAGACAAGCUGUCUGUGACCUGCCCUUUGAGUCCUCUCUGCUCCCUCAGCAUGCCACGAUGUGACCUAGAGGCACACCUCAAACACAGGUGUCCUGGGACUCGGUGUCAGCAGACUUCUGUGGACGGACCACGAUGUGAAAGCGGGGAUGAGCGAGCUAUGGUGACCACCCCACCCAUGUCACCUCACUCUCCACAGACGGACCUAAGAGACCGCACGCCCUCACCGCACUCUGGACCCACUAACGCCUCCAGCAAUGGAUCUGUGUGGCCCAACGACGCCGGCCUCGACAACCCUGCCUUUGAAGAAAGCACCGAAGAAGACAGUGUGGUGGGGUUGGAGUGUGUGGUCCCCAGGGUGAAGCGGCCCCUCAGUAACCCCUGCAUCCAUCUCCUCCGCUCUGUCAGCUCUACCUCCUCUGGCUGGGACUGCCCUGAGUCUCCACCUCUGUCUGCAGAAGAAGGGUGUGUGAAGCUACCCUCCCUUCCUGAAGGAGAGAUAACUACCAUAGAGGUCCACAGGGCCAACCCAUACGUUGAGCUGGGAAUCAGCAUUGUUGGUGGAAAUGAAACGCCUCUCAUCAACAUAGUGAUUCAGGAAGUGUAUCGAGAUGGGGUCAUCGCACGAGACGGGAGGCUGCUGGCUGGAGAUCAGAUACUACAGGUGAACAACGUGGACAUCAGUAACGUCCCACACAGUAUUGCUCGCUCCACCCUGGCGCGGCCCUGCACCACUCUGCAGCUGACUGUGCUGAGGGAGCGCCGCUGUGCCUCCAGGGCACCUCCCUCCUCCUCCUCCUCCUCCUCCAAUACCCCAGCUGUGCCCCACGCCCCCUGCUCCACUCCUGAGGGUGCCCCCUCCAGCCCCGCCACCCUAAGAAUCACCCUUCACAAGCGAGACUCCACGGAGCAGCUCGGCAUCAAGCUGGUCCGUCGAACGGAUGAGUCAGGGGUGUUUGUUUUGGACCUCUUGGAAGGAGGUCUGGCCGCGAAGGACGGCAGACUGCGGAGCAACGACCGAGUGCUGGCUGUCAACGACCAAGACCUUUGCCAUGGCACCCCUGAGCAGGCUGCUCAGAUCAUACAGGCAAGCGGAGAGCGAGUCCACCUCCUGAUCGGACGACCCAACAAACCAACACCUCCCCCGCCACCAAAAUCAAGCUCAACCCGAGACCUGUACUGCCUUGAUCACUUCCUGCCAAAUCACAGCUCUACUCCAAGCCCUGUGCCCGUACACCUGUCCCGCACCAGCACUCACAGAGAUCUCUCACAGUGUGUGACUUGUAAGGAGAAACACAUCACUGUGAAGAAGGAACCCCAUGAGUCCCUGGGCAUGACCGUCGCAGGAGGGAGGGGUAGCAAGAGCGGGGAGCUGCCGAUCUUCGUGACAAGCGUUCAACCACAUGGCUGCUUGUCCCGGGAUGGACGAAUAAAAAGAGGUGAUGUCCUGCUGAGCAUCAACGGUCAGGACCUGACAUACCUGAGCCACAGCGAGGCUGUCGGGACAUUGAAGGCCAGUGCUGCUUCGCCAUCGGUGCAGCUGAGAGUGCUGGAGGUCAGCAUGGUGGAGGAACACGACCAUGACGAGCUGCUGCCUCACAGCCAUGACAGCGAUUUUGAUGCCAAUUGGUCCCCUUCGUGGGUCAUGUGGCUGGGCCUGCCCAGCUAUCUGCACAGUAGCCAUGAGAUUGUGUUGCAGAGGAGCCACCCCGGGAGCUGGGGCUUCAGCAUCGUUGGGGGGUACGAAGAAAACCAUGGCAACCAGGCAUUUUUCAUCAAAACCAUCGUCCUCGGCACGCCCGCAUACUACGAUGGCCGCCUUAAGUGUGGAGACAUGAUAGUGGCAGUAAACGGCCUGUCCACAGCAGGAAUGAGCCACUCAGCUCUGGUACCCAUGUUAAAAGAGCAGCGCAGCCGGGUGGCGCUGACCGUGGUCUCCUGGCCUGGCAGCCUGGUAUAACCAGGACAAAAGUCAGCAGGCUUCUCGCAGAAUGUUCUAAAUCGGGAACAACCUCGGCCAGAGUGAACUGGUGCAUCCUACUGUACAUCGCUCCAUACUGGGCUUAAUCCAGGACCAAACACAUCCAGGACUGUUAUAGACCCAGCAGGACCAAGCGGGGUAACUGAUCCAGAUCGUGCCACGUCACUCGACAGACUGCACUCCUAAACAGAUACUGCUGUGUUUCAUAUGGUCAUGUUGUCUUGACUCCCACAGGGAGAGCCGUGCUGCAACUGUUAACAUGCAGUUUGUGCUGUAUUCACCUCAGUGGUAGUACCUCAGGGUUUUAUUCAGGUGGAGGCAUCGUUGGAGGUCUGAAAGAUUUUAGAAAAAUGUAAUCUGAUCCUCUGUCAUCCAAGAUUUUAAAGAAAUUACAAAUCACCUUCAAGUUGUUCUGCUGCACCAGCGAUGUUUCGAUCUGAAUGAACCCAAGGCCUUAUUAGAAACCUGCCGCAUCCUGAGGGAGGUCAGCCCUCAGGUAUCAUCACCAUACAACUAGCUGACCUUUUAUACAUGUGUGAAUGUGUGUUUUGUUUAAUAAAUAUUUCCUUUCAAGGA